CAAAGUCUGGUUACUGUCAAAUAGUAUGACAUCAAAACACAAAUAGUGUAGGUCUGUAAAGGGGCACAAGUUUACCCCAUUAUCUUGCUAAAGAAGGGGUAAAAACAAACCGCGAUAGUGAUUAGCAAUAUUUAGCUAAACAUUGUCUUGAUAGGACCAUUGUCACUGAAGCGGCGCCUUUUGCUCGGUGCAAAUAUCGAUUUGUGUCCAUCAAAGCCUUGGUCAGAUACAAAGUAGGUCACACAGUUUACACCAAGGGAAUUGUCUGAGUUGGCACAAGUUUACUCAAAUGGGGUUUCCAGUUGUGUCCUGGUGAAAUAUGGAAGCAGUAUUGAGGAUCUCGAUCGUCCGUGCUUAGAGGAAAAGUGUAGAAGUGUGACAAAACCCAUCUAAUAUGAGUGAGAAUGAUGAUUCUGAUACAGAACUGGAUCCACGAAUUCAAAUCGAGCUGGAAAAACUGAACAGCACAACAGAUGAAAUCAACAAGCUGGAAAUCGAAUACGAUGAGGCAAACACCACGUUUCGCAUGCUCCUCAAUGAGUCUACCAGGCGGCUAAAAUUGCUCACCAAACGCUUGGGCAGUUGCAUAGAAAAGGCGCGGCCCUACUACGACCUGCUGGAGAUUGCGAAAAUGCAACAAAAACAGUGCCAGCAAGCGGCUUUGCACUAUCAAAAGGCCAGUGGGAUUCAUGCAGCGGCAAAGGAAACGGUGGCUUUGGCCGAACAGCGGUUCUUAACAAACCAGCACGAGUGGCAGUUUGACAAUGCUUGGCAAGAAAUGCUUAAUCAUGCUACUAUGAAGGUGAUGGAGGCCGACACACAAAAGGCCGAGAGGGGCCGGGAGCACCAAAUCAAAGCCACCAUAUACAAGGAAACUGAGGAAAACCUGAAGCAGCUCGAAGAGAAGUUGCAGAAAUUCAUCAUCAAAUCUCGGCCGUAUUUCGACGAGAAGGUUCUAUGCCAGGAGCAGCUGAACACUCAAAAGCAGAGAAUCGAGGGCAUUAAGCAAGAAAUUGCCAAAACCAAAAACUUCUACUCGCAAACGCUGAAAAACUUGGAACAAAUCUCGAACGAAAUCCAUAUGAAGCGCCAAGGAAAACAAUGCGAAAACGAUCUGCUGACCAGACCCCGAGAGCCCGGAGUGGGUGCUGAACUAAGCCAAAGCUUUGAGGAGACUCCAACUCACAAAACAGCGAAAAACAUGAGCUCGUUGCCGGAUAUAACAGCCGAACUUGAUCGAUGCGAGAUCUGUAGCGUUGCCACCACCAGCUCGGCUGUUAGCGAGAAAGAUCCCGGCGAGAAUAUUCACGAAGAUCUGGAAGAGGUGAAAGCCAUCUUGCGAAACAUGCGAUCGGAAAACGCUGAUGGAAAAGACGAAGAUGUUUACGUAUCGGAGCUCCACAUCGGACACAUCAAUUCGGGUAAUGAUGCAAUAAACUCAACUGGAAGUAGGCCUGGCAGCAGUUUGCAUUGACUGCACUGAUAUUAACAUAGAAACGUAUGUAUAUAAAUAAUAUUGGGUCUUGAAAUCUCAUUGUUAGCAACGUUUUGGAAUUGAUAUUAAUUUUCUUGCCCACAUGGUUCCUGUUAAUGUUGUAGAGUUUCAGUUGAAGCACCUUUUCGCAAUGGAAUCUUGAUGUAUGUAUUCCAGUCACAAAUUUUGUUUUGUUGUAUAUUUUCCGACAUUUUAUAGAUUUUUGAAACCAAUUUGAAUAAGUUAAACUUGAUAAGUGGCGUGGAUUAAACAUGUUUGUUAAACUA
Molecule: messenger RNA, 1761 nt
Organism: Dendroctonus ponderosae (mountain pine beetle)
Lineage: Eukaryota; Metazoa; Arthropoda; Insecta; Coleoptera; Curculionidae
Product: SH3 domain-binding protein 5 homolog
Exons: 9
Coding region: 395-1474 (359 amino acids)
Biological process (GO): negative regulation of protein tyrosine kinase activity; intracellular signal transduction
Cellular component (GO): cytoplasm
Molecular function (GO): protein kinase inhibitor activity
Source: RefSeq, a predicted model, not a curated record